Trematosphaeria pertusa is the source of this 1806-nucleotide messenger RNA. Its product is annotated as putative MFS multidrug transporter. The record is from RefSeq and is a predicted model, not a curated record. The transcript is spliced from 3 exons. The coding region runs from base 1 to 1806 and encodes 601 amino acids. NCBI's taxonomy places the organism in Eukaryota, Fungi, Ascomycota, Dothideomycetes, Pleosporales, Trematosphaeriaceae. Gene Ontology annotation, biological process: transmembrane transport. Gene Ontology annotation, molecular function: transmembrane transporter activity.
AUGGCAGACACAAGACCAGCGCGAACGGCGCUUUCAACAUCAAGAACGCGUUCGCGCUCUCGGCCAAGUCGGCCCAGUAGUCCGCCGCUGCAUCGAAUACUCUCGAAUCAGUUUCCGGACGAUCAUUCCGUUUACCAUCACGAGAACGGCGAAGGUGUCCAUGUAGACACCGAUGUGGAGUCGCUACACAAGACGGAAACAGAACGAAGACGCGCAGAGCUUGAAGAUGAGAGCGAUAGUGCGGCUGAUGAAGCCGAAUUGUCGGAGAAGGACGGGGUGACACAUGAAGUGAAUGGAGAGACUACGAUACUGGAAAUCAGGAAUGGCAUCGUAGACGAGCGCGAUGUUGAGGCGCAACCGGCGCAGCUGGAGAAGAAGAAGUCUUCAAGGUCGAUUAAGGAUCCGAAUUUGGUAACAUGGGACUCACCAGAAGACCCAGCGAACCCCAAGAAUUGGUCCAUGAAACGCAAAUGGGCAGCAACGUUCAUUGUGUCGUCCUUUACGCUUGUUUCUCCCGUCUCGUCGUCCAUGAUAGCGCCGGCCUUAAGCUCCAUCAGCCGAGACUUCAAGAUCACGAACGAAGUCGAAGCACAGCUCACGCUUUCGAUAUUCGUUCUUGCUUAUUCUAUCGGUCCGCUAUUUCUCGGUCCUCUGUCGGAGAUAUACGGACGUGUAAUUGUCCUACAGCUAUCGAACUUGUUCUAUCUUGCGUGGAACCUUGGAUGUGGGUUCGCUCAAAACAAGGCACAGCUUAUGGCUUUUCGGUUCAUGAGUGGUUUAGGUGGCUCCGCGCCGUUGGCUAUUGGCGGAGGUCUCCUUGGCGAUACCUUCUACCCCGAGCAGCGUGGCCGAGCUAUCUCCAUUUACUCGCUCGCUCCUCUGCUAGGGCCUGCUAUCGGUCCUAUUGCUGGUGGUUUUAUUGCAGAAAAUACGACAUGGCGCUGGUGCUUCUGGGCGACCACGAUCUUCACAGCAAUGGUUCAAUGCUUCGGCAUAUUCUUCCUUCAAGAGACAUAUGCUCCCAAGCUGCUCGCCUGGAAACGCGACAGGCUCCGCAAAGAGACGGGAAACAUGAAUCUGCACACCGAAUACGAUAGCCCCGACAAGACGCUCUUCAAGACCAUCAAGGUGGCGCUGCAGAGGCCGUUCCGGCUACUGGGCACACAACCCAUUGUCCAAGUUUUGGCAUUGUAUAUGGCCUAUCUCUACGGACUCAUGUACCUUAUGCUGUCGACUUUCCCACUCCUCUGGUCCGAUCAUUAUGGCGAAUCAGUCGGCAUCGGCUCGCUGAAUUUCAUAUCUAUGGCUCUCGGUUUCUUCCUCGGAACACAAAUCACAGCACCCUUGAACGACGCACUCUAUCGCCGGCUGAAGAAGAAAAACAAUGGUGUGGGCAAGCCCGAGUUCCGCGUUCCGAUCAUGGUACCAGCUUCAAUCGUUGUUCCAGCUGGACUCUUUUGGUACGGCUGGAGCUCGCAGGCGAAAGUGCAUUGGAUCAUGCCCAACAUUGGCGCGUGCUUAUUCUGCGCCGGCACUAUUGUCAGCUUCCAGUGUAUCCAGACAUAUCUCGUUGAUUCGUACACGCGGUAUGCUGCGAGUGCGAUUGCGGCGGCUACGGUGCUGAGAUCUUUGGCUGGCUUCGGCUUCCCGCUGUUCGCGCCGUACAUGUACCAAGCCCUUGACUUUGGGUGGGGAAAUAGUUUACUGGGUUUUAUCGCGAUUGCUCUAGGUGUUCCGGCCCCGUUCUUGCUGUGGAGGUAUGGCGCGACGCUGAGGGGUAAGAGUCAGUUCGCCGCCGGAGGAUAG